AUGACGGAAAAAUCAUCUCGUUUUCUUUCAUUGGAAGAUUCUCCCGAUGACUGGGAGCUUCUCGAAGCAUUAGAAGUGAGUCCCUCAACAACAAAAAGGAAAAAGAGUGACACAAAGGAUGAUUUCAUUAAGGGUUUUGAUCGCACUACUGAAGUUAAAAAUGAAGAAAAUGUUGGCGAAAAAUCAUCCGGUGUACGGGCUGAAAUACAGGAAAGAGAUAAGAAGAUAGAUCCUUCUUCUUCUUCUUAUGAUGAUGAUGAUGAUAACCGUCCGCCUGAAGCUGAAAAGCGGAGUUAUGGAUGUCAGAACUGCUCUAGUAUUGAUGGCGAGGGAUCAGUGACGAGCUCCAGGUUUUUAUUGCGUGAUCGGACACGAUCGUGUGCCUCAGCUGCGGAGGAGAUUUUUAUGCGACAAUUCGAAGAAGACGAAAGUGGACAAUUUAUAUCGUCUUCGUCAAUAUUUCCCUCAGAACCUAAUGUGGAUAAAUCCCUUAUGGAUGAGAGCGAGGAUUUUAUUCCUUAUGGUUGUACCUUUGGUGCUACUCCGUUUGGUUCAAAAAAUGUCAAUGAUUACUCUGACGAUUGUAAAGAGCUCAUCCUCUGCUUUGGAAUGUGUUGCUGGGAUUUUAUCUCUCAUUUGUUUCUGUCAAUAGAUGCUGUCAGUAAGUGGUUAUUACUAACGUCUACAGCAUCUGUGGCUAUUUGGGUCGUUGCAUGGAUUUGGUAUGAGCCGCACGAUAUCAACACCUGUAGUCUUUUGAAUAUUCUUGGAAAAGGAGCUGUAUUUAUGCAAGUACUGUUAUUUGGUGUAGGACCCCCACUUUUCAUAAUAGGAAUCUUGUUACCAUUCAAGACGUUUGGUGCAACCACAGCGGAACCAACUUGGAGUGAAACAGAGGAAGAAGAUGUUUCUGAGGAAAAGACAAAGAAUAAUAAAGAUGAUAAUAAUAAGGAUGAAACUCAGAACCAACCUGAAACAUCUUCAAAUAUGCAGAAAACUGAUAUGACGAUGUUCUUACGUUGUUUUUUCAAAACUAGAGAAGAAGAAGAAGAAAACAAUGAGGAUGUUCAAAAUGAAGAAGAUGGUAUACACGUAAAAAAAUCAUCCAGGCUGGUAAUUCGAUUGGGUUCAGUUGUGUUGUUGUGCAUAAGUGUUGGAGCAAUAACCCAGUCGGUAAUACUUUACUGUUCGUGA
Trypanosoma theileri is the source of this 1194-nucleotide messenger RNA. RefSeq lists its product as uncharacterized. The coding region runs from base 1 to 1194 and encodes 397 amino acids. NCBI's taxonomy places the organism in Eukaryota, Euglenozoa, Kinetoplastea, Trypanosomatida, Trypanosomatidae. The record is from RefSeq and is a predicted model, not a curated record. The transcript has a single exon.